Molecule: messenger RNA, 876 nt
Organism: Aureobasidium namibiae CBS 147.97
Lineage: Eukaryota; Fungi; Ascomycota; Dothideomycetes; Dothideales; Saccotheciaceae
Exons: 1
Coding region: 1-876 (291 amino acids)
Molecular function (GO): protein dimerization activity
Source: RefSeq, a predicted model, not a curated record
AUGUGUGCACAGCAUAUCGAGCAGCAGGACGUUCAAGCUCUAGGCCGCAAGCGCUUCGACAGCGUCGCCAUGGCUGCACGAUCCGAGCAGCAGCACAACGAGUCUGACUUCACAACACCCAGCACAUCGUGGCAGCAACAACCAACCGAAAAAGGUCUCAGCAUCUGUGAGACGGGAAGACAACGAGCAGCACAGCAACCUGCUGGACUACCUUUUGACUGUUGGAAUUCACCACUGUGCCCUCGCAACAUGCCGCAGAACGGUUCGGCGCGGUCCGCCGGUCAAACUGUGUGCAACCCCGGCACAAGCCUGAGCAACAAUACCGCAGCCAACUACACGGCGACAGACCUGACGACAUCCUCUUUGCGCAAUGAUACCCCCACGACCGACAUUAUCAUUCCUGCCGACUCGCCGCCGUUUGAUGCCCGGCCUAGUCUGAAGCGUGCUCGCACCGACACCACUCUCGACACACUUGAUGAGGCUGCCCCUGUCAAGCCUGCAACCAAAGAGAAGAGACUGCCGCACCAUGUAAUCGAGCGACGAUAUCGUGAAAACCUAAACACACAAAUCGAACAGUUGCGAGCAGCAGUUCCAUCGACAACAUCGCCAUGUCACAAUCUCGACAUGGAGGACAUUGGCCCCACGUAUGCCGCUAGUGCGUCGCAAAAUGCUGCAAACAACAACAACGGCAUCAGGCCUCUCAGCAAGGCUGGCGUGAUUGCUCAUGCGGCCGAGUACAUGCGCCAGCUAUCCACUCAGAACGAUGAAGUGGAGAAGCGCAAUGCAGAGUUACGCAUGACAGUUGAGGCGCUGCGACGACUUGUCAAUUGCGAGGGAUGCGGGGUCGUUCAACAACUCCUCGAUGCUGGAUCCUGA